Linderina pennispora is the source of this 897-nucleotide messenger RNA. RefSeq names its product citrate lyase subunit beta. The record is from RefSeq and is a predicted model, not a curated record. Gene Ontology annotation, molecular function: catalytic activity; magnesium ion binding. Bases 1 to 897 code for a protein of 298 amino acids. Lineage: Eukaryota; Fungi; Kickxellomycota; Kickxellomycetes; Kickxellales; Kickxellaceae. Gene Ontology annotation, biological process: oxaloacetate metabolic process. The transcript is spliced from 2 exons.
AUGCUUCGUCAAUUGCUGCGUCGCUCGGUAUUCUAUGUUCCGUGCAGCGAGGAGCGCAAGAUCCAAAAGGCACAGACGUCAGCAGCCGACUGCAUCAUGUACGACCUCGAGGACGGCGUGUCGCUGAACCGCAAGACGCAGGCGCGCUCUCUGGUGCUCUCAGCAAUACACGGCAACACGCACAGCAAGGAGCGCGGGGUGCGCAUCAACAGCGUUGGCAGCGGGCUGGAGCUCGAGGAUCUCUCAGUGGUUCUGCAGGCGCCCACUCUGGACGUGAUUCUUGUGCCCAAGGCCGAAACCGCGCGCGACAUUCAGGUGGUGGCUCACCAGAUCAGCCAGGCCAAGAGAGACAUCAAGAUUAUCGCCAGCAUCGAAAGCGCCCUGGGCGUCAUGAAUCUACGCGAAAUCGCAAUGAGCGACGAGCGCGUCGACGCGCUGCUGUUUGCUGCCGAGGACUACUGCUCGGACACGGGCAUUACGCGCACGCCUAGUAGGCAGGAGCUGUACUAUGCGCGGGCGGCGGUUGCCACGGCCGCACAUGCGUUCCGCAAGCAGGCGAUUGACAUGGUGUGCAUGGACUUUAGAGACAUGGCGGUGCUGGGCGAUGAGUGCAGCGAGGGAGCGCAGAUGGGGUUCACGGGCAAGCAGGUGAUCCACCCGGCGCAGGUCGACACAGUCCAGCAACGGUUCCUGCCGCCUGACGAGAUUGUCAGGCGUGCCUGGCGCAUUGUCAACGGGUACCAGGAGAACUACGAGCUCGGCAAGGGAGCGUUUGACCUGGACGGCAAGGCCAUUGAUAUGCCAGUGGUCAAGUGGGCGUUCAAGAUCCUGCGGCGCGUGGAGCUGGCAGGCAUUGACGUCGAUGCCAAGUUCCAGGGAUCGGCCCCUGGCUCCUGA